Messenger RNA from Hyposmocoma kahamanoa, 609 nucleotides. RefSeq lists its product as uncharacterized. The transcript has 4 exons. The coding region runs from base 1 to 597 and encodes 198 amino acids. NCBI's taxonomy places the organism in Eukaryota, Metazoa, Arthropoda, Insecta, Lepidoptera, Cosmopterigidae. The record is from RefSeq and is a predicted model, not a curated record.
AUGCUCCGUUACGUGGUGAUUACCCUUUAUCUGAUAGAGCCAAGCUUAGUGGAGGCUCCACCGCCAUUGAAACUCGCUAUAGACUGUUCUAAAGGAUCGGACGCUCCCUACAACUCCAUCUACAAACCAAGAUCACACCAAAACUCGAAUAAUCAAUACAGAUCUGACUCGUUCUGCAGCCUUAUUCAUAACUCAAUCCCAGAAGCCGUCAAGGACGGGAAAUUCCUUUUAAUCAGAGAUCCAGACCAAAGCAGUUUCGGAAACGAACCAAUUUCUAUAUCGGUACUACCUCCUAAAGGUUUCAUUCCGAAAUUUGGACCAAAAUUUAAAAUACCAAAAGUAAGAGUUCCGAAAUUGAAAGUGCCGCGCUUAAAAACGUUCGAAGGCCCGUUGGCGCCUAGAGUCGGUUCUCCGAUGAGGUUUGGAAGCCAAAGAGAUUCUGCCGACGAGGAGUCGAGUGCUGAACGUAUGGAGAGGUUCAAGAAAGGAGUGCAGAAGAUGCUGCAUGUUGUCAAAGUUCUGGGUCAAAUUGACCAAUACUUGUCGGAGAGGACUCGCAUAAUAGUCGACAAACUUGCUAAGACCUUUUCCGAGUGAUGAUCACAGUGA